CCCAGGUUGACGCCUCCUGCGUGACGCAGCGUGACGUAGGGCGCUGACGGACAGGUAAGCCGACACCGGCCGCCAUAUUGGGUCAGAACGGAAGCUUGGAGGGGGGGGUGGAGGAGGAAGAGGCGCCGAUGAGUGAGGAAGAGCGGUUUCUCAGAAAGGGCGUCUUUGCUCUCACGGUAGUCUCCGGGGGAAGGGGCGGCCUCUGCGCCACAGCGGAUCCGGAUUCAGACGCUGCUCGCUCGGUUCGGUAACCGGAGCCAAGCCGGGGGGAGGACGGACGGAGAGUCGACGCUUCCGAGGCAGAAGGAGGGAUAAGAAAGUAGAGCGGGAGGAGGAGGAAGAGGAGGAGGAAGAUGCCUCUGGCUCAGCUGGCGGACCCCUGGCAGAAGAUGCCCGUGGAGGGCACUUCUGGAGAGGAGGCGCAUCCUGAUCAUGAGGACUCUGUGACCGAGGACGACUCCAUGUCCACCUCCACCGAUGAUGUGUCCAUCAAAGAGAUCAACAUCACUCAUCAUGUGAAGGAGGGGUCAGAAAAGGCCGAUCCUCGGCAGUUCGAGCUCCGUAAAGUCCUGGGACAGGGCUCCUUUGGGAAGGUGUUUCUGGUGAGGAAGAUCACCGGACCGGACGCUGGUGAGCUGUACGCCAUGAAGGUCCUGAAGAAAGCCACGCUGAAAGUGCGCGACCGCGUCAGGACAAAGAUGGAGCGGGACAUCCUGGUGGAGGUCAACCACCCCUUCAUCGUGAAGCUGCACUACGCCUUUCAGACUGAAGGCAAACUCUACCUGAUCCUGGAUUUCCUCAGAGGAGGAGAUCUCUUCACGCGUCUCUCCAAAGAGGUAAUGUUCACAGAGGAAGAUGUGAAGUUCUACCUGGCAGAGCUCGCUCUGGCUCUGGACCACCUUCACAGCCUCGGCAUCAUUUACAGAGACCUCAAACCGGAGAACAUCCUGCUCGACGAGGAUGGACACAUCAAGCUGACCGACUUCGGCCUCAGCAAGGAGUCGAUCGACCACGAGAACAAAGCCUACUCCUUCUGCGGGACAGUGGAGUACAUGGCUCCAGAGGUGGUGAACAGACGGGGGCACACACACAGCGCCGACUGGUGGUCCUACGGUGUACUGAUGUUUGAGAUGCUGACGGGAACGCUGCCGUUCCAAGGAAAAGACCGGAAAGAGACGAUGACCAUGAUCCUUAAAGCCAAGUUGGGAAUGCCGCAGUUUCUCAGUUCGGAAGCUCAGAGUCUACUCAGGAACCUGUUCAAGCGCAACCCCGGAAACAGACUAGGAGCCGGGCCGGACGGAGUGGAGGAGAUCAAGAGGCAUCACUUCUUCCACACCAUCGACUGGAAUAAACUCUUCCGCCGAGAGAUCUAUCCUCCCUUCAAGCCGGCCGUGGGACGACCUGACGACACUUUCUAUUUUGAUCCAGAGUUCACAGCUAAAACACCCAGAGACUCCCCAGGGGUCCCUCCGAGUGCGAACGCUCAUCAGCUCUUCAGGGGGUUCAGCUUCGUGGCCAUCACAGAGGAGGAGACGCAGCCGCUGCCUCACGCUAUCGUACAGCAACUUCACAGGAGCAACUCUCAGUUCUCCGAUUCCUAUGAGAUUAAAGAGGACAUCGGCGUCGGCUCGUACUCCAUCUGCAAGCGCUGCAUCCACAAAGCCACCAGCAUGGAGUACGCAGUCAAGAUCAUCAACAAAGCCAAGCGAGACCCGUCGGAGGAGGUGGAGAUCCUGCUGAGAUACGGGCAGCACCCCAACGUCAUCACCCUGAAGGAUGUGUAUGACGACGGCCGCUCCGUGUUCCUGGUGACGGAGCUGAUGAAGGGCGGCGAGCUGCUGGACAAAAUCCUCAGACAGAAGUUUUUCUCUGAGCGGGAAGCCAGCGCCGUCCUCUUCACCAUCACCAAGACUGUGGAGUACCUGCAUGUUCAGGGGGUGGUGCACAGAGACCUGAAGCCCAGUAACAUCCUGUAUGUGGACGAGAGCGGCAACGCCGAGUCCAUCAGGAUCUGCGACUUCGGUUUCGCCAAGCAGUUGAGGGCGGAGAACGGUCUGCUCAUGACGCCGUGUUACACUGCCAACUUUGUCGCACCAGAGGUUUUGAAGAAGCAGGGGUACGAUGCUGCCUGUGACAUCUGGAGUCUGGGGGUGCUGCUCUACACCAUGCUCACAGGCUUUACUCCGUUUGCCAACGGCCCAGAGGACACCCCGGAGGAGAUCCUGGCCCGCAUCGGCAGCGGGAACUUCUCCCUCACUGGAGGCAACUGGAACACCGUCUCUGCUGAAGCUAAGGAUCUUGUGUCGAAGAUGCUGCAUGUCGACCCCCACAAGCGUCUGACUGCAGGUCAGGUCCUCAGACACCCCUGGGUGAUGCACAGAGACCAGCUGCCCAAGUACACCCUCAACAGACAGGACACGCCACUGCUCGUCAAGGCGGCGAUGGCGGCCACCUACUCGGCCUUGAACAGGAACGUCCCCCCAGUUCUGGAGCCGGUGGGCUGCUCCAGCCUGGCGCGGCGGAGGGGAGUGAAGAAGAUCACCUCCACUGCUCUGUGACCUCCUCUUCCUCCUCUUCAGCUCAACUCUGACCUCGAUCUGAUCACCACCGGACCUCACCCCACCCCACCCUUCCAGUCCAACGGGACAGACUACUGAUGGAGCGAGUAGCAGCCAAAGCCAAACAGGAGCACAGAGACCCCACGCCCACAGCCUGCACCUUAACCCACUCCUCUGAUUGGAUCUCCUCUGCUGUCUCACUGUAGAGCCUAAGCUUUAGCCCCGCCCACCCCCAGCCGCGGCAUUUCUCCUUCAGACAAUCAGCGCAGGGGGAGGCUCCUCGUGCGCACGUCAGGAAGAAUAAGCACUGUAUUUAUUUAUGCAGGUCGAGUCGUCGGAACAAGUUUAGAUUUUCUGAGCAUUCAAACCUCACGGACGGAGUCGGACAGAAGCAGACGUUCUCCUCACAGGUGGAGGCCACGCUCCGAGAAGCCACGCCUCCUUCAGAACCAGAGACUCUCUGGUUCCAGUAUUAACGUUCAAAGGAAGAAAUCAAAAACGGGAAUCCUCCGUUUUUAACUGAUGCCUUUGUCCUGCUAGCUCUGCAAAUAUUCCGAAAAUCCUUCACUGCGAUCUAACAGUGCCCCCUGGUGGCCAAAAAUAACAUUAAUCUCUAUUGUUUUCCCUGCCUCAGCCAUCUGUCAAACUAUUCUUUAACAUUUUUAUUAUUUGAUUGUAAAAUCUCACACUGGAUCUCCCCCUGGAGAGAGAAGACUUUCAAAUCCUUAAACAUUAAUCUGAGCACUUUAAUGAUUUGUCAACUUUUUUACACAGGAACCAAAAUCAAACUUUAAAGUUAAGGCUGUCAUUUUUAAAUACAAUUGUACUUUUAAUUUUUAAAGUAACACCUUUUCAAUGAGUAAGCUUUACUGUCAUCUUUAUCCAUCAGUCUUGGGCAUGAUCAAUAUUCUCUAGGCUUGAACUUUGACCCAACAGGUUUUUAAUCUUUCAAACUUAGAAAAAAAAAUCUAAAUAAAUAUUUUAAACUUUUUUUGUAGUUUGUUUUAUGCCAUUUUUAAAAAUCAGUUUUGCUCUGAUAAGUUCAGAGAAAUAACUUUGAUAAGAAGGAGAAACCAAAAGCAGUAAAUCAGAAGCAGUUCAGGAACUGGAGAGAAUCCAAACAUCCAGAGAAACGAGCGUUGCUGUGGCUUGAUGUGGAUGUCUGACCAAAGCUGACCUGAAGGUGGCGUGUGAAUGCAGCGUCACUGGGAACGCCAGGAGCAACUCAGGAGAGCAGAGCAGAAGAUGCAGGAGAAGCACAAGAGCAGCGUGAUGCUCCUGAAAACCUCUGGAAAGACUUUUGUUUUAUGAGCAAUCUUUGAAUUAAAAAAAAUUGACAUUUGUUCAGGAAAACUUUCAUCUCUGCUGGGAAAUAUUCAUGUGAACAUUUUUCCCCCAAUUCCACAUUCAAGAGUCACAGGACUGAAAACCAAACACUCAUGGCAUGCAUGACAUAAGAAAACAAGUCACUAUUUUAUGCAGAAAUGAAAACUAAAGUCAGAUUUAAGAUUCAAAACCAAAACCUGAUCAAAAAGCAGCAGCAGAAAUUGAUCUGACGACCUCCAACAAACCCACCAGGGGGCGCUCACCACAGCUCAAUCAGGAUCUGUUAAUCAGAAGAUUAAUCAAUCCUAUGUUUUAUAAGAAAAAGGAUGAGAUUAAAGGUGAAACUGUUGAAAUUAAUGACUAAAUUAAUGAGACGAGGAAAGAUUCAUGUCUUGGAGAAAGUAAACUUCUGAAAUUCUUGUUUUUUUUAAAUAAAUGUAUGAAGCUUAGUCCAAAUAACAUUUUAUUGAAAUAAAUAAAUGGUAAAUUCGUUUGGCAGAAACUGAAAUAAGCACACUUGACAUGAUUAAAUGCUUUAAAACAAAAUUUACUUUCUUAAACUUUUGAUUUAGAUUGUCAAACUUAAGAAGGAAAAUAUGAAAAGAGAUUAAAAUAUUUAUUCUUGACUUUGUCUCAGCAGUUUGACUUUUAACCUCAUUCAUGUUGUCAUCCGUGUUCUAUUGUUCUGCAUCCUGCAGUUUUUAAUGAUUUGACAUGAAAGAGUCCAGAAGUCAAUUAAUCUUUAAAGACCUUGAAGGUCCUCGUCGGGUUCCUCCUCUUCUGGUCUGAAUGUCGGCCUAAUGGGAUCAGAUGCAGAUUCUCUGUCCGUCAUUAUGUAUGCAAGUGUUGAUCUGAGCUUCCUGUGUAGCUCCAGGACAAAGAAUGAUUUGUUCAUUUCUUUUUUGUUAUUAUGAACAGGAGAAAAGCCCUUUUUUUCUUCUCCUCUUCCUCCUUCAUCCAUCAGAGACAUAUUCAGCCCUGCUGCUAUGCCGGCUCUCUGUUUUUAUACCUGCAGUGAGAGUUGAUCUUUCUAUUAAAACAAUAAUCAGCUGAGACGAGUUUCUGUCUUCAUGUUCAUGGCGUCUGCUGUGUUCUCGACUCGAGCUGUAAAUCCUGAAAGAACUCUUCAAACCAGCCAGAGAAGCUUCAGCAGCAGAGCCCGUUUUACUGCUGUGACACAAGAAACGAAAAGGAAUACACAGAAAAAAUGUACAAGAGAAAAACAAGUUUAUGAAAGGCUUUAUUAAUCUCUGUAAACGUAAGGAAGGUCUGAAGAAUGUUCCAUGGUUUAAUCAAAUACAAAAAUGUUAAAUCUUUACAUUUACAUCAUACAGAGGGGAUUGAAAGUUUGGGCAUCCCAGGUAAAAUGUUAUAUUAUUGUGCAUAAAGAAGGCAAAAAAAGGGAAAAAUCUUCUAAAUGUAUCAGUUUACAGCUGAGACGUUAUUUUAACAUGUCAAAAAAUGCUUUAUUUCCAUCAUUUACCCUACCAAAGAAACAGAAAUCAAAAUAAUGGUGUGUGUAAAAGUUUGCUCACCCUGCAGAGUUAGUUACUUGUACUUCCGCUAUGAAAAUCCAGAUUUUAAUUAAACCAAUCAUCGUAGAUGUUCUUCAGGCUCUUUGUUUUUCACAUGGACAGGUGUCUAGCAGCAAAGGGGUCAUGCAGGGUCAGAGGUCAGAGUCAUCCGGCACUGGGUGUUGGUGAGGAGCCGAGGCUUCUCUCCAUCAUUCGUGUUCUUUUAACAUGAGUUUGAUGUGCAGGUUCAGGCUCUUGAUCACCUGGACGAUCUGACAGCAGCACAGGAGUGUAGGGACACACCUGAUCAUUGGACCAGGAUGAGCUGAAUUCUUUCCAGAUGUGGCAGCAGGUUAAGACUCCAAAAUUGUCUUAAAUUGUCAAUGUAAAUAUCCUCCUGCUCCUUUUCUUCCCUGAGGACCAGAAUCCUCCACAUCCUAGAGCCUGUAGAGGUUCAGGCGUCCAUCCUCAUCUGGUCCAUCCCGCCUACAUAGCCAGAGGGCGGCGCUGUUCUCAAUGCAGCCAUAGAAGUUGUCUAAAGAGUAAACUGAUCUGAGGUUCUCUGGCAUUUUCCUCAUACAGUUAGUGGUUGACGCAAGCAGUCAGAGCAGGAACUCUUAAAUGAGCAUCCCAGUCAUGCUCUAAGGAACGCCUCCCGCUUUGUCUUCUUCCAACAGCUGUGUGGUUGUUUUUUCAAAUGUGUCCCUGUGCUUCAACAGAUUCAUGGUUAUGGCUAAAAUCAAGAGAUUAUUGAUUGUGAAACUUUAUUGUUUUGUAAGGUCAUCUCAAACAUGAAAUCUUCUCUUUUUAGAGGCUGGGUAAGAAUGAUUUGCUUGAUAGCCAAUCUUGGAGGUCGUCCUAAAAAGUAUUAAACGCAAUAAAAAAAUAAAAAGA
Oryzias melastigma (Indian medaka) is the source of this 6292-nucleotide messenger RNA. RefSeq names its product ribosomal protein S6 kinase, polypeptide 3b (gene rps6ka3b). Lineage: Eukaryota; Metazoa; Chordata; Actinopteri; Beloniformes; Adrianichthyidae. The transcript is spliced from 22 exons. Bases 354 to 2558 code for a protein of 734 amino acids. Gene Ontology annotation, molecular function: ATP binding; ribosomal protein S6 kinase activity; magnesium ion binding. The record is from RefSeq and is a predicted model, not a curated record. Gene Ontology annotation, biological process: protein phosphorylation; intracellular signal transduction.